GUAGUAAGUUGUCGAAGCAAGAGAAGUCACUCAUUCCGUCAUCAUGAAGUUCUCUUCUUUGUUCACUGGAGUGCUCUUUAGCCUCGCGUCUCUCAGCACGACUUUUGCGGCCAAAUCGUUCUCGGCCUCCAACCUGUACUAUGCAGCAGGUCUCAGAGAAGCCCAACAGGUUACCCUCCUCCAAGGCCUGCAGAGUGCUGGUGUCAAGGUCCUGCGUGUCUGGCUUGAUGGUCAAUCCGAAGCUCAAAAAGGCACCCAAAUUGAUACCUUUGCGCCACUUCAGGGCGAUUCUCCCACUGCUUGGGAUGACACAGUUCUCAACCGCCUCGACAGCUUCAUGGUGAGAGCACACAGCUACGGCAUCAAGCUCUCCAUCGCCAUUCACAGUUACAAUGCUCUCGAAGGCAACAAAGACUUCUAUGGAAAGUGGUAUGGCACCGGCGACUUCUACACCAACGCCGAUGCCAUCAAGCACUUCCAGGAUCGUAUGGCUCACGUCCUCGCCCACGUCAAUCCCGCCAACGGCAAAACAUGGGCGCAGAGCUCCGAGUACAUCUUUGCUUUCGAAGCCCAGAACGAAGCCAUGCACCCCCAAGGUAACCCCUCCGCCCUCGCCACCUGGCAAUGCACCAUGGCGACCUCGCUCCGCUCCUUCCUCGCAGGCAACACCGGAAUCCUCAUAACCACCGGCGGCGGCUCCUACCUCGCGACCUCCCUGCUCGACGCCUACUACUCCUGCGCCGCGCUCGACGUCCUCGCAAUCCACGCCUACGGUGUCGGUGACUUCGGCACCAGCACCCUGCAAACCUACGUUCGCCGCGCGCAGUCCGCGGGCAAGAAGCUCAUCAUGCAGGAGUGGGGCGCGUGCGCCACGAAUGCGGCAAACAACAACUGCAAUGGCGGCAGCAUGCUUGGGUCCGGGACGCGCAAUGCGAACAUCAAGGCUUGGGCGGCCCAGAUUGAUGCAGCGGGUAUUCCCUGGUUCUACUGGCAGUUGCUGCCGAAUGCCAAUCCGAAUCAUGGGUGGAACUAUGAGGUGGGUAUGGUGAGUGGAGAUGCGAGUUGGGCGACGCUCAGGGAGGCAGGACUUGCGGCGCGGAGGGCGGAGAGUGCGUUUGAUUUCGAUCGGUGGUUGCUUUGAGGCUAGAGCGUCACUGGUCAAGAUUUCUAGCAGUCUCCUUGAAGCGAUGUCGUUGAGAAUGAGGUGACGGACAGUGGAGAGCAAGAUAGACAUGUCAAAUACUACGCAAAAAGCUUCAACAGCAGCGUGGCGGCGUUGUGCUCAACAACAACGCCAUGGACGGGUCUGUAUAGACUGACAUAAGCUUCAAUAUAACCCCGU
Molecule: messenger RNA, 1342 nt
Organism: Boeremia exigua
Lineage: Eukaryota; Fungi; Ascomycota; Dothideomycetes; Pleosporales; Didymellaceae
Product: glycoside hydrolase superfamily
Exons: 3
Coding region: 44-1141 (365 amino acids)
Molecular function (GO): hydrolase activity, hydrolyzing O-glycosyl compounds
Source: RefSeq, a predicted model, not a curated record